CAAGACGUCAGUUUCUUUACUGUUCGAGGAGCUACGACAUUAUUACGAAACGUGUUCCAACGAUAAAAUCGUAUCUGGAUCUCCAAGUUCAACAAACGCGAGCUCAUACAUUCCAUUCCCUCUGCUUUCCACUUUCCCUCUCCCUGCAAAAAUGGCAGCCAAAUUGGGUUCCUUCAAGUACAAUUUCCAGGAGAAGAGAGAGCGCUUGCUCUCUGUCCAGAAGGGCUACUCCGAGCUCGGCUUCGUCCACAUCAAGGAGCAAGAGCCGGCGGGGUCUCCCCGCUGCUGCACUUUCCGAUCAGUCUCCGACCGAAUCGUCGGCUGGUGCCGAACCGUGCAGCAUGUCUCGAGCCGGGCGGUUCAGAUGGGUCAGUCCGAUCCGAGAAAGAUCGUCUUCGCGGGGAAGAUGGGUCUGGCGCUGAUGAUCGUCUCGCUGCUCUUCUUCCUCAAAGAGCCGUUCAAGCAGCUCAGCCGCUACUCCGUCUGGGCAAUUCUUACCGUUGUGGUGGUGUUCGAGUUCAGCAUAGGAGCGACUCUGAGCAAAGGAUUUAACCGCGGGUUGGGGACAUUAUCGGCUGGAGGCCUGGCUUUGGCUGUGGCAAACUUAUGUGGGCUAGCUGGAGAGUGGGAAGAAGCUGUUAUUUUUGCUAGCAUCUUUAUCGUAGGAUUUCUUGCAACUUAUGCGAAGCUAUACCCGACAAUGAAGCCUUAUGAAUAUGGGUUUCGGGUGUUCUUGUUGACAUUUUGUUUCAUAAUGGUGUCUGGGUAUCGGACAAGGGAAUUUCUUCAUACAGCUGUAUCUCGAUUCUUGCUUAUUGCACUGGGUGCUGGUGUUGGUUUGGGAGUAAAUAUAUGCAUUUUUCCCAUUUGGGCUGGUGAGGAUCUGCACAACUUGGUGGUAAAAAAUUUCCUGGGUGUUGCAAAAUCAUUGGAAGGUGUGGUUAACAAUUACCUUAAUUGCGUUGAAUAUGAGAGGGUCCCUUCCAAGAUUCUUACAUAUCAAGCUUCUGAUGAUCCACUCUAUAGUGGCUACAGAUCUGCUGUGGAAUCUACAAGCCAAGAGGACACUCUGAUGGGAUUCGCUAUCUGGGAGCCACCGCAUGGUCGAUACAGAAUGCUUAGAUAUCCAUGGAAGAACUAUGUAAAAGUGGGUGGUGCACUGAGGCAUUGUGCUUUUAUGGUUAUGGCAUUGCACGGAUGUAUACUUUCUGAAAUACAGGCUCCUGCUGAGCGAAGACAAGUAUUUCGUAGGGAGCUUCAAAGGGUAGGAUGCGAAGGUGCUAAAGUGUUACGUGAACUUGGAAACAAACUGAAAACGAUGGAGAAAAUAGGUCCCAUAGAUAUACUCAAUGAAGUGCACGAGGCUGCAGAAGACUUACAAAAGAAAGUUGACCAGAAGUCAUACCUGCUUGUUAAUUCAGAAAGCUGGGAGAUUGGAAGCCGGCCAAAGGAGCUGGGAGAACCUCAAGACUUAUUGAAUGCGGAUGAUGACGAAAAUUAUUUCCGGGAAUACAAGUCCCUUAGUGAAGCAGUACUUGAUCUCAGAUCUUUUCCUGUGCCACAAAGUUGGGAUAGCCAGAUGCCCCCGAAGCCAAAUGGCACGGGCUCCGUAACAACAGAUGUCAACCACUCGAACUUGCCUGCAGGUGUUUCCUCAGGAAGCAUGUUCAUGAAACAGAUUUCAUGGCCUGCAGGACUUAAAUUUAAGGGUGAUGAACCGCCAGCAGCGGAGGAAUCCAACACCUAUGAAAAUGCUAGUCAAUUGUCGUUGGCCACAUUUACAUCCCUGUUGAUAGAGUUUGUUGCAAGGCUUCAAAAUCUUGUUGACGCGUUUCAAGAAUUAAGUGAGAAAGCACAUUUCAAGGAACCUAUCGAACCACCAGAAGUAUUAGAGCCAGCUCGCGGAAGGUUUUGGAUCAGAUUGUUCAAUUCUCUGAAAUCCUGAAAUCAGCAUACGGCAAUACUAUUCCACUUUAUCGAGAUCUGCUGCUAGUUCAGUUCUAGAAUACAACGGCACUGAUUUCUUCUGCUGCUGUCAUCACUCACAAGAGCUGUCGGCUUUCUUAUUGAACGAUAGCAGGUAAAGUUUUCUCUUUUUGGUUGACAGAAUAAGCAUAUAAGGGCGGAGAUGGUGGAUACCUCCGCGCUUAGGGGACGGAUAAUCUGCAGGCUAACGUUAAGAUUACUCAGAGCAUUAGGGGAUAAUGACAAUGGAUAUGAAAUUGUUGUUUUCGACUAACACUGCAUAUUCAUGUUGGUGGUUUUAGUUUUUGCUCCACCAAAUUGUAAGAAAAGAUAAUUCGGAGUUUCAAACUUUUUAUUAGGCCCUGUAACGACCCUGUAUCGCGAACGAUUAUAUAUAUAUUUUUGUAUUGCUGAAGUUA
This is a messenger RNA of Pyrus x bretschneideri (Chinese white pear), 2384 nucleotides long. Its product is annotated as aluminum-activated malate transporter 9-like. The coding region runs from base 152 to 1945 and encodes 597 amino acids. Gene Ontology annotation, biological process: malate transport. Gene Ontology annotation, cellular component: plant-type vacuole membrane. The transcript is spliced from 6 exons. Lineage: Eukaryota; Viridiplantae; Streptophyta; Magnoliopsida; Rosales; Rosaceae. The record is from RefSeq and is a predicted model, not a curated record.